UAAAAACUGAUCCACCAUUUUUUUAACCGUGUUUUGAAAAGUCUCACAAUAACUGUGCUUUCAAUUUUCGUGAAAGAAAAUACUUUGCAGCAGUAGCUUGUUUAUGAUUAUAACUUUUUUUAGAGUUUUUACUUUUCUGCAAUUUUGAUUCUUCGUUUCCAAUUUUGUUUUGUUUUGUUUUCGUUUCUCUUAGAGGUUAAUUUGGUUAAUGGGUUUUUGUUUUUACUCCCUAGAAUUCCUUUCUUUUCCAUUUCUAUCGUAAAUUCUUUUUCAUAAUUUUUUAUUUUGGUUUGCCACCCCCACCACAUGCAUGUUCUUGGGUUUGUCUGAUCUGGAUUGGAUCACAAGGAUCUAUCUGUAGCGUUUUCUUUUUGGCAUCUUUGGUUUCUUUAAAGCAGGUUUGGGGGCAGUGGUUUUUCAAGAGUGUGCCAUCAAGUUUUGGUUGUUGGAUGUUUGAAUUAGGGUUUUGAUUGUGUAUAUAGGUCUGGUUUGAUCUUUAUAUGCACGUUUCGGCCAUGGCGGGGAUUGAUAUUUCGAGAUAUUCCCAUAGUCCUAUACAUAAGGCCACUGCGAUGAGAGAUUAUGCCACUCUUAGGAAGAUACUUGCUGGCCUGCCAAGGCUUUGUGACCCUGCUGAGAUUCGGACUGAGGCGGUUUCGAUGGCCGAGGAGGAGAAAGCUGAUGCUAUUUCAGCUGUAGUUGACAGGCGUGAUGUGCCUAACCGUGACACGCCUCUUCACUUGGCUGUCAAACUGGGUGAUGAGACUGCAACUGGGAUGCUUAUGGUUGCUGGUGCAGAUUGGAGUUUGCAGAAUGACCAAGGAUGGAGUGCUCUUCAAGAAGCUAUUUGCCAUAGAGAAGAGGGGAUAGCAAUGAUCAUAGUUAGACAUUAUCAGCCAUUGGCAUGGGCGAAAUGGUGUAGGAGGUUGCCUCGUUUAGUAGCGACCAUGCGGAGAAUGAGAGACUUCUAUAUGGAAAUUACCUUCCAUUUUGAAAGUUCUGUAAUACCUUUCAUUUCAAGGAUUGCUCCUUCGGAUACUUAUAAAAUUUGGAAGAGGGGUGCAAAUUUGAGGGCAGACAUGACUUUGGCUGGCUUUGAUGGUUUUAGGAUUCAGCGUUCGGAUCAGAGUAUUCUUUUCCUUGGUGAUGGGUCCGAGGAUGGUAAGGUUCCUUCUGGGUCACUUUGCAUGAUCUCACACAAAGAUAAGGAGGUGAUGAAUGCUUUGGAUGGUGCCGGGGCUCCAGCAACUGAAGAAGAGGUUCGCCAAGAAGUGGCUGCAAUGUCUCAGACCAAUAUUUUUAGGCCAGGAAUUGAUGUAACCGAGGCAGUUCUUUUGCCGCAAUUAACAUGGAGACGACAGGAAAAAACAGAACUGGUGGGACCAUGGAAGGCGAAAGUCUAUGAUAUGCACAACGUGGUUGUUAGUAUUAAAUCUAGAAAGGUUCCGGGGGCAAUGACAGAUGAUGAGUUCUUUUCAUCCUGCAAUGAGAACGAAACUGAAACUGAGGAGCUUAAUGAUCUACUGACGGAGGAUGAAAGAAGGCAACUUGAAGUCGCACUUAAAUUGGAUUCAUCAGAAUCGGCUAAUGAAAAUGGUGAUGGGAUUAUUGCUCAUCGUCAUAGCUGUUUUGACCAAAGGGACAGGGAUAUUCCAAUUGAAGAUGGGAAUGCGUGCCGAAAUGGAGAGAAUAAGCAGGAAAAGAAAGGGUGGUUUGGUGGGUGGAGAAAACGGGAUGCUAAAGUAGAGGGGCAGAAUAAAGUUGUUCCACCUAGAAGUUCACUUUGUGCGGAUGAGAAGGUGAGCGAUUUACUUGGAGAUUCUCCAUCUGGAAGUCAGAUUAAACCAGGAAGACACUCUGUUGAGGUUGUCGUGAGGGAUGAGCACCGUAAAGGAAGGGAUACCAAGACAUCUUCAUCUGUGAGUUUGGAGAGCAAUAGUAGACGGAAGGAAGGAAGUCGUGAGAAUGAAUAUAAGAAGGGAUUGAGGCCUAUUCUAUGGCUCUCACCAAACUUUCCUUUACAAACAGAAGAACUUCUUCCACUGCUUGACAUUCUAGCAAACAAGGUUAAAGCAAUUCGUCGUUUAAGAGAGCUCCUCACAACAAAACUUCCAAUGGGAACCUUUCCUGUGAAGGUUGCUAUCCCGGUAGUUCCGACCAUCAGAGUAUUAGUUACAUUUACAAAGUUUGAAGAAUUGCAGCCACUGGAUGAUUUCGCAACACCUCCAUCAAGCCCUAACGUCGGACAGGAGAGCCCAUCAACGACGCAGUCUUCAAGCUCAUCCUGGUUUCAGUGGAUAAAAGCUCCUUACCGCCCUACGUCAUCAAUUAGUGGAUCCAGCAGUAGAAUAGAGAACGUUCAGGACCCAUUCGUUAUUCCUCCGGACUAUAAUUGGAUUUCGGCAGAAGCGAAGAAAAAGAAGAUGCAGGAGAAGAACAGAUUGAAGAAGGUGAGAAGUCAAAACCAUUAAUGAAGCUGAUUAGAAUUGUAAUACAAAGUUUCUAGGGAAAUAGUGUUUCAUAUGACCAUGAUAUUGGGAUAUACACUGUUAUGGAAAUACAUUGAUCCCAUUUGUUGGGGAAGAAAUUUGGUAAAUCAAUAGUGGGUGGGUGGGUUUAUGGAGAGGAAUAGAAAUACUUACAACAAUUGAUUCGUCUUUCACGUAAAUUUGUACACCAUUUUUUUAUUGCUUUGAUUCAA
Messenger RNA from Mercurialis annua (annual mercury), 2701 nucleotides. RefSeq lists its product as uncharacterized. The coding region runs from base 501 to 2471 and encodes 656 amino acids. The transcript has 3 exons. Gene Ontology annotation, cellular component: cytoplasm. NCBI's taxonomy places the organism in Eukaryota, Viridiplantae, Streptophyta, Magnoliopsida, Malpighiales, Euphorbiaceae. Gene Ontology annotation, molecular function: protein binding. The record is from RefSeq and is a predicted model, not a curated record.